Messenger RNA from Syzygium oleosum, 3145 nucleotides. Its product is annotated as GPI ethanolamine phosphate transferase 3. The coding region runs from base 86 to 2941 and encodes 951 amino acids. Gene Ontology annotation, molecular function: mannose-ethanolamine phosphotransferase activity. Gene Ontology annotation, biological process: GPI anchor biosynthetic process. Lineage: Eukaryota; Viridiplantae; Streptophyta; Magnoliopsida; Myrtales; Myrtaceae. Gene Ontology annotation, cellular component: endoplasmic reticulum membrane. The transcript has 20 exons. The record is from RefSeq and is a predicted model, not a curated record.
CUCGUUUUUGACCAACUUCGUUCGAUCGGUCCCGCGACGAAGAUCGCCGCAUUCCCUUCGUUCGAAGUCCCACCGAAGCUCGACGAUGAAAUGGAGAGUGACCUGGGUUUUCUGGGCGGUGAUGGCGCUCCACGUCGCCGCCGUUCUCAUAUUCACUCGCGGGUUCCUCCUCACCCGCACCGAGCUCCCCUUCCACAGCGGUUGCUCCGAUAUCUCCGGCUCUCCUUGCUCCCCCCCUCGCUCCGGAGCGGCGGGCUCGAACGGGACGGGCGGUGGCGGUCCGGAGCGUUGCUGGACGAAGCCCGCGGUCGAUAGGGUCGUCAUCAUUGUCCUCGAUGCCAUCAGGUUCGAUUUUGUGGCGCCCAGUGCGUUUUUUAAAGAAACAAAACCAUGGAUGGAUAGAUUACCAGUACUGCAAAAGCUGGCAUUUAAAGAAGGAUCAUCUGCUAAGAUUUUUAAAGCAAUUGCUGAUCCACCUACUACGAGUUUGCAGCGUUUGAAGGGCUUGACAACAGGUGGGUUGCCAACCUUUGUCGACGUAGGCAAUAGCUUUGGUGCGCCUGCAAUCACUGAAGAUAACUUGAUGAAUCAGCUAGUCCGAAAUGGGAAGAGAGUAUUGAUGAUGGGGGAUGAUACAUGGGUGCAGCUGUUUCCUCAUCAUUUCAAUAGAUCUUAUCCUUUCCCUUCUUUUAAUGUAAAAGAUCUUCAUACGGUGGAUAACGGAUGCAUUGACAACUUGCUUCCAUCAUUGUACCAAGAAGAUUGGGAUGUUCUAAUUGCACAUUUUCUUGGAGUGGAUCAUGCAGGGCACAUAUUUGGGGUCGAUUCCCUUCCCAUGAUAGAGAAGUUGGAACAGUAUAACACUGUUCUUGAGAACGUGAUUAGUGUGCUGGAAAGCCAAUCAGGACCUGGUGGUUUGCACGAAAAUACAUUUCUCCUUGUGCUGGGUGACCAUGGGCAAACCUUAAAUGGUGAUCAUGGGGGAGGGAGUGCUGAAGAGGUCGAAACUUCAAUUUUUGCAAUGAGUUUUAAGAAGCCUCUAUCUGCCAUACCAUCUGAACUGGACAUAUCUUGCGAAUACACCUCGGAUGAAAGAUUUUGCAUCAGCUCCAUCCAACAGCUUGACUUUGCAGUCACGGUUUCAGCACUGCUGGGCAUUCCUUUCCCUUUUGGAAGCAUUGGGCGGGUUAAUCCUGAACUCUAUGCUUUAGCUGGUGGGACAUGGAAUAUGGAGGAACUCAAGGUGGAUCCAGAAUAUGAUUUGAAGUCUGCAGAAUGGUUGCAAAACUAUGUCAAUGUAUUGUGCAUCAACGCUUGGCAGGUAAAGAGGUACAUAGAUAUCUAUUCAGCUUCAUCGUUGAUUGGGUUUUCCUCGGAUGACAUGUUACAUGUAGCAAACUUGUAUGCUGAAGCAGAAGCUACUUUUGCUCGAAAGAUGGAUGCCCUCUCAUACGAUAGCAAACAUAUAAAGUUAUCAACCCUGAAGAGCCAAAUUGAUGCCUACUUCAAAUUUUUAGCGAGUGUUGCUGAACUAGCUCGAUCAAAAUGGACCGAGUUUAAUUUAACUUUUAUGGUUAUUGGUUUGGGGAUGAUGCUGGUAUCGCUUCUCACCCAUGUUCUUGCUAUCAAAAUGGUGAAGGAGCUGCACAACGGUUCUUUUGAUCCAUCAGGAAAUUCUGGAAUUUCCUUUGGAUUAGUAUUUGCCUUUUUUAUUGUGGCGAUUCGUGCAUGCAGUUUACUAUCGAAUAGCUACAUUUUGGAAGAAGGGAAAGUGGCAAAUUUUCUUUUGGCAACGGCUGGAGUUGCUAAGUUCAGAUAUUCGAUCAUGAAAAGAAAUAUGAUUUUCAAAGCGGGUCUCUUUCUCAUCCUUAUUUGCCUUCUGAGAUUCGCCAUUGAAAUUGGGCUAUCCAAGCAGGCUGCCACUUCAGCUUUUCUGCAUUCUAGUACCUCAUGGAUAAUUGGGAUUGACUUGAAUCAUCCUGUUUUGGUUUACAUUCUUCAACUUUUGCCAAUGCUUACUCUAAUUGGAUUGGCCCAUCUUUUGUACAAGUCUACUGCUCAUGGCUCUUCUCAAAGGAUUUGCCGGAUUGUUGUUGCUGGAACUAUUGCCAGUUAUGUUCUUAUAGUUGUACACUGGGCCUCUGAAAGUAACAUGUUAGGCCUUGCUCAAAUCAGCAAAGGAAGGAAUUUUAUUCCCAGGAUAAUAUAUGCCAUUGGAAUUGGACAGCUGUUACUACUAGCAUUUAGCCAGCUGUUUAACAGAAGCAAAGUUGUUGAUCACAGAAGCUUAUUUAGUAAAACAGUGAGCAUGUUAUCUGCAUGGAGUCCAUCUGUAAUUAUCCUGUCGGGAAAGCAGGGGCCUCUGAUCGCUUUAGCAUCCAUAGUUGGAGGCUACUGCAUAGUGAUGUUGCAAAAUAUAGAAGAAGAUAGCAAUGGAACUGCCAAACCUUCAGUUGUCAAUCCUCUUUCUGUAACAGAAUGGAGCCUUUUAGCUCUCUCUAUGUUCUUCUGUACUGGUCAUUGGUGUGCUUUUGAUGGCCUCCGCUAUGGUGCUGCAUUUGUUGGGUUUGAUGAGUUUGUCCUCAUACGCCAAGCAAUUCUUCUUACCAUUGAGACAUUUGGGUUUUCACAUAUUAUUCCCAUUUUCGGACUUCCAUUCCUUGUCUUACAUCGCAAGUUGUUUGCUCAGAAAGACCUCUUUGUCCAAUUGUCUCUAGCUUAUAUGAUGUUUGGGCUCGUUAUGGCUGCUACAGUGACGGUAACCAUAUUCUGUGUUAUGAUACAAAGGAGACAUUUGAUGGUAUGGGGAUUAUUUGCACCGAAGUUUGUAUUUGAUGUGGCGGGUCUCAUUCUUACUGAUGUACUGAUUUGUUUGGCAUCACUUUACUACUUUUGUCAGCCAGAAGAUCAUAUAGUGGAAACUAACACCAGUGGAAGAUGAAAGUUCUCGAAACCGCAAUCGAUGUUGAUUCUUUGGAGAGUUGAUUCUGUGAGAGAUGCGUGUUCAAAAGUACAGAUUGUGCUAAUUUGUUAGCAUUUUGAGGAUUCACUAACUCAUUUUUUGGAGUUCCUCUGUACGGAAGAUGGAGAAAUUGACAUUGAUAAUGCCUUUUUGAUAGAGAUUACUUUGAACAGGUUUCACUCA